Molecule: messenger RNA, 975 nt
Organism: Quercus lobata
Lineage: Eukaryota; Viridiplantae; Streptophyta; Magnoliopsida; Fagales; Fagaceae
Exons: 1
Coding region: 1-975 (324 amino acids)
Source: RefSeq, a predicted model, not a curated record
AUGGAAGAAGCACCAUCUGUUCUCAUGGAGAGAACAGGAAAGAUCAUCAGGCUAUCAAUCUUUACCUUUCUAAAAGAUUUUCAGUACUUCACCACCACCCCUGUUCUUCUUAUGUUACCUUUCUCAGUAUCAGUUCUCCUAUCACAAGCUGUUUUCCCAACUUCACCGCCUUCUUUGAUCGUUCAUGCUCACUUUAAGUCCCUCUUCCAUGCUGCAGGAUUUUCUUCCCCUUCAUUAUUGGAUUCUCUUAUCAAUCUGAACCUUUCUCAAACCAUGUUUAAAUAUAUUCUUAGUCUCCCAUUUAUACUCACCUCCCUUGUCAUCUCAAAAGCGUCUAUAAUUCAGGCUCUAAAUGACCAUCAAACAUCUCUUCCACCUCCCUUUCCCUCUUUCAUAUUGCUUUACAAGCCUCUCCUAAUAACCCACCUAUGGAAUUUGAUCAUCAACAUCACCAUUAAUAUGGCUGCCUUUAACGCCAUUAAAGCUUUUGGGUUCUUAUCCAACGAUCCUAUUUUUUCACUAGUAACAAGAAUAGUUCUCUAUACCAUACUCACUAACAUAGUUGUUGUAUGCAACUUAGCUUUGGUUGUGACUGGGAUGGGGAAGUGCACAGGCUACUUGGCCAUUCAUAAGGCUUUUUUGCUUAGAAGGGGUACAAAUUCAAUGGCUCUUUUGUUGGCUAUCCCUCUCAGUUUUGGUCUAGCUGCUAUUGAGGCCUUGUUCCGCUUCCGGAUUGUAAGAGCUUAUCAGCUUUAUGGAAGGCCUAGUGUGUCACUGGCCUUGGAGGGGUUAUUCAUUGCUUGCUUGUAUUCACUACUUAUUAUCCUUGACACAAUUGCUUGUUGCUUGCUUUUCAAGAGCUGCAGAUCAGAUUUUUCGAUGGAUGAAGCAGAUGAAUACAACCAUAUUGAGUUUCAAAAACAAGAAGGCAAGCACUCUCCUCCGAUGUUGAGAAAUUUAGAAGAACUUUUAUGA